AUGGAGAAACAAAAAAGCCACGGAAAAAAAUCGCUGCCUGGGGAUCGCCAGGGCGGGUUUGAAGCCGAUGCUGAACUCGACAGUAUGCCGGACGUCGGCGGCAGGAAGCUGAACAGGCGGGCUCCUGUCCCUCAAGAACCUACAGCCGACUAUAAUCCGAAAGAUAACUCUACCCAGCACCAUGGAAACACCAUCCAGUCUAAAGCAAAGAAAAUAAUCAUAAAAACCAAACCAACAGUUAUCAGUAAAUCAAAACAUGCUGCAACAAUACAUCUGCUUCUAAUUGGCAAUCCGUCAGCAGGACACUUUGAACUUAUAACAACAGAAAGUGAUAGUGAUAACGAUACACGCAUCAACGGAUCAGUCCAAGAUAUUAAUGGUGCCCCAGCCCAACGUGCUUUGCCUGGAUUUCUAGCAACCACAAAGGCUGGUAGUAAACGGCAACGGAUGACGUGGAGUGACCAAAUGAAUCGAACUGUCAUGCGUUGCUACUACAAAGCAACUAAACUGGAAACUGUUCAAUAA
Messenger RNA from Ceutorhynchus assimilis (cabbage seed weevil), 525 nucleotides. The record is from the annotation of a GenBank genome assembly. NCBI's taxonomy places the organism in Eukaryota, Metazoa, Arthropoda, Insecta, Coleoptera, Curculionidae.